AUGCUUAUUCUAGGUCUUACGGGUGGUAUUGCAACAGGAAAAUCUACAGUAUCCAAGCAUCUUGCUGAAAAGCAUAAUAUUCCGAUCAUUGAUGCAGAUAAAAUAGCUAGAGAGAUUGUGGAGCCAGGCACCCCUUGUUACAAUCUCAUUGUUGAAUAUUUUGCACCUCUGAUCCCAGAUCUAGUAGACCUCGAUACCGGAGUACUCAAUAGGGGAGCUCUUGGAGCUCAUGUUUUCACACACAAGAAAGAUUUAGAAAAGCUGAAUUCAAUAACACAUCCAGCUGUUAAGAAAAAGAUUCUACAUACGAUAUUGAAAGAGUAUUUUAGUUUCAGUCCUGUCGUUAUUCUGGACGUUCCUCUCCUUUUUGAAAGCGGAAUGGAUUGGUUAUGCUCAAAAGUCCUAACGAUAACUUGUAAUGAUGAAAUUCAGCUGAGGAGGUUAUUACACCGAAACAAAGACUUGACUCGAGACCAGGCUUUAAGCCGAAUCAAUUCCCAAAUGAAAGUUUUGAAGAAAGCCCAAAUGAGUGAUUAUAUAAUCGAAAAUAAUGGAACACUGGAUGAUUUGGUAACUAAAGUUGACGAAUUUGUCUGUCAUCAUCUCCAUGCUUUAAAUAGUAAAGCUUGUUUUGACUACUGGGUUAACCUGGCAGAGGUACUAUUUCCCCCGUUAGCUCUUGUAGGUGCUCUUUAUGCAUUAAGUAGAAGAUUCUCCGUGAAGUACUUUUAG
Molecule: messenger RNA, 732 nt
Organism: Pichia kudriavzevii
Lineage: Eukaryota; Fungi; Ascomycota; Pichiomycetes; Pichiales; Pichiaceae
Exons: 1
Coding region: 1-732 (243 amino acids)
Biological process (GO): coenzyme A biosynthetic process
Molecular function (GO): ATP binding; dephospho-CoA kinase activity
Source: RefSeq, a predicted model, not a curated record